Molecule: messenger RNA, 645 nt
Organism: Andrographis paniculata
Lineage: Eukaryota; Viridiplantae; Streptophyta; Magnoliopsida; Lamiales; Acanthaceae
Product: auxin-responsive protein SAUR27-like
Exons: 1
Coding region: 114-383 (89 amino acids)
Biological process (GO): response to auxin
Source: RefSeq, a predicted model, not a curated record
UCCUUACAACGAGCAGCAAGUCCUAAAGCUACUUCAUUCUCUUACAAAGCCUUUGAUCUUCUCAUCAUCGCAUCUUAAUAAAACUCCCCUUUUCUUACCCAAUACAACCAGCAAUGGCAAUUGUACAGAUGCUGAGACGUUCUCUAUCAAGCGAACGAAAAUCAGCUGAGGUUCCAAAGGGAUACUUAGCCGUUUACGUUGGGGAGAGCUGCGAAAAGAGGCGGUUUGUUGUUCCAGUGUCUUAUUUGAAGAAUCCUAUGUUUCAAGAAUUGCUGUCUCAAUCUGAGGAGGAAUUCGGUUUCCAUCAUCCUAUGGGAGGCCUCACCAUUCCAUGCAGCGAGGAUUUAUUUAUCGAACUCACUUCCCUCUUGAGCAAGUCAUAGAAUACAAACAUGUCUAGAUAAAUAGAAAGAAAGAUCAAUAGAUAGAUAAUUAGAUAGGUUUUUGUAUUGUCUUUGGGGACAAUUUAUCCUUUCAUUUAAAGAGGAUCUUUUUUGCCUGGACAAGAUCUGUAUUUUCUUACCAGAAACUAUACUCCACAAAAACAUUGCAAGAAAAUUCUGUUGAUCAAUUUCAUGUGUAAAAUUAGCAUUACUUUAUUCGACGAAUUCUAUACAUAAUUCUGACAAUAUUGCUCAUCUAUUA